UUGUGUACAGCAGGGCAUAUACUUCUCUUGUCUUGGUCGGAUGCACAAAUCUGUGUGCAGUGCUUUUUGCCCGUUGCCUAGACGAUCACUUGGUUUCUCUGAGGAUGUCUGGUUCUCGUAAAGAGUUUGAUGUGAAGCAGAUUUUGAAAAUCAGAUGGAGGUGGUUUAGCCAUCAAGCAUCAUCUCCUAAUUCUACAGUUGACAGCCAGCAGGGAGAAUUUUGGAAUCGAGGACAGACCGGAGCAAACGGUGGGAGAAAGUUUUUAGAUCCAUGUAGCCUGCAAUUGCCUUUGGCUUCAAUUGGUUACCGAAGGUCCAGCCAACUGGAUUUUCAGAAUUCACCUUCUUGGCCAAUGGCAUCCACCUCUGAAGUCCCUGCGUUUGAGUUUACAGCAGAAGAUUGUGGCGGUGCACAUUGGCUGGAUAGACCAGAAGUGGAUGAUGGCACUAGUGAAGAAGAAAAUGAAUCUGAUUCCAGUUCAUGCAGAAUAUGGAAUUCUGAACUGUGGUGUUGGAAUAAUAACAAGUAUAGACCAGUCAUCUAUGCUCAUUUGUGUAAUGGAGAGAGGGGAAUAUCUUUACAUAGGACUUCCAAUAGCAGUCAGACGUUGUCAUCCUGCCAUACUAUGGAGCCAUGUUCAUCAGAUGAAUUCUUCCAAGCCCUUAAUCAUGCUGAACAAACAUUCAAAAAGAUGGAAAACUAUUUGAGACACAAACAGUUAUGUGAUGUAAUUUUAGUUGCUGGUGAUCGCAGAAUUCCAGCUCACAGAUUGGUGCUCUCCUCUGUCUCGGAUUAUUUUGCUGCCAUGUUUACUAGUGAUGUCAGGGAAGCAAGACAAGAAGAAAUAAAAAUGGAAGGUGUAGAACCGAAUUCCCUGUGGUCCUUGAUUCAGUAUGCAUAUACAGGCCGCCUGGAAUUAAAAGAAGAUAAUAUUGAGUGCCUGUUAUCUACAGCUUGCCUUCUUCAGCUUUCACAGGUUGUGGAAGCAUGCUGCAAGUUUUUAAUGAAACAGCUCCACCCAUCCAACUGUCUUGGAAUCCGUUCUUUUGCCGAUGCUCAAGGCUGUACAGAUUUGCAUAAAGUGGCUCACAAUUACACCAUGGAAAAUUUCAUGGAAGUAAUUCGAAACCAGGAAUUUGUAUUAUUACCAGCCAGUGAAAUUGCAAAGCUCUUAGCCAGUGAUGACAUGAACAUUCCUAAUGAGGAGACAAUAUUGAACGCACUUCUUACUUGGGUUCGUCAUGAUUUGGAUCAGAGACGGAAAGAUCUCAGUAAACUUUUGGCUUAUAUUAGGCUACCUCUUCUUGCACCACAGUUCCUAGCAGACAUGGAAAAUAAUGCACUUUUUCGAGAUGAUAUAGAAUGUCAGAAACUAAUUAUGGAAGCAAUGAAGUAUCACUUACUACCAGAGAGACGGCCCAUGUUACAGAGUCCUCGGACAAAACCUAGGAAGUCAACUGUUGGUACAUUAUUUGCAGUUGGUGGAAUGGAUUCAACAAAAGGAGCAACAAGCAUCGAAAAGUAUGACCUUCGUACAAAUAUGUGGACUCCUGUAGCAAAUAUGAACGGGCGGAGGCUGCAGUUCGGCGUCGCAGUGUUAGAUGAGAAACUGUACGUGGUUGGAGGAAGAGAUGGACUGAAGACUUUGAAUACUGUAGAAUGCUACAACCCUAAAACAAAAACUUGGAGUGUGAUGCCUCCUAUGUCUACACAUAGGCAUGGCCUUGGCGUGGCUGUCCUGGAAGGUCCUAUGUAUGCAGUAGGAGGACAUGAUGGUUGGAGCUAUCUGAAUACAGUGGAAAGGUGGGACCCUCAGGCUCGCCAGUGGAACUUUGUGGCUACUAUGUCCACCCCCAGGAGCACAGUUGGUGUGGCUGUACUAAGUGGAAAACUUUAUGCAGUUGGUGGUCGUGAUGGAAGUUCCUGUCUCAAGUCAGUAGAAUGUUUUGAUCCGCAUACUAAUAAGUGGACACUCUGUGCACAAAUGUCAAAAAGGAGAGGGGGAGUAGGAGUCACUACCUGGAAUGGAUUGCUGUAUGCCAUCGGAGGACACGACGCGCCUGCGUCCAACUUGACUUCCAGGCUGUCAGACUGCGUGGAGAGAUAUGAUCCUAAAACAGAUAUGUGGACUGCAGUAGCUUCUAUGAGCAUCAGCAGAGAUGCUGUGGGGGUCUGUUUACUUGGUGAUAAAUUAUAUGCUGUUGGAGGGUAUGAUGGACAGACUUACCUUAAUACAGUGGAGGCUUAUGAUCCCCAGACAAAUGAGUGGACCCAGGUUGCUCCACUGUGCCUCGGAAGAGCUGGAGCUUGCGUUGUGACUGUGAAACUAUAACAGCGCUUGUUUUUCUAAAUGAAGAUAUCCUCUUCCUUUAUGAAUUUAGUAUAAUUAUUCUACUAUCAAUGGAUAACGUUUUUAGUAAAUUUGCAACGCCACAUUCCUGGGCACAAAGUGCCUGAUCUCUAAAUGAAGAUGUUAAAACACGGGAGGAAAGAGCAGAAAAACCAGGAUUAAAAACUUUCACUUCUUAGGAAAUCAGAACUGCAUCUGGUGGAUUGUGAAUGUAUGUUCCUGAUAUAUAAAAUAUGAUGACAAUGUGCACUGCUCCUAACACAACCCAGGGUUAAUUGGGAAUUUCAUUUCUUUUAAUAAUCAAGCACAUUUUACUGAUACUAUUAUCCGUAUUUCUUUUAUUAUAGUGCAGAUACAUCUGAUAAAACUUCUAAUGUAUUGCUUUGUAACUUUAUCAUACAUGAGUUGUAGUAAUUUUUAUUCAUUUGUUUGCUUAACCACGACCACUAUUUUAACGAUAUACUAAAGACUAUGCAUUUAGUUCUUUUCAGGAAUAGCUGAAUUUUCUGUGCUUUGGUUGUGGACUUUUAUUUCUAAAAUUUCUAAGUGAAUCAAUUUAAUGAACAUUAAAGAGUUAGAGCAAUGACCAAAUAAAAGCUUGUUUUGAUUUUUGGGGUCUAUUUAAAUAUUCAUUCCAUCUAGAUUCAUCAAGAACUCCAUAUUAUGAUAUUCUUCCUUUGGAAUGAAACAAGGUGUUUUACAUUAAAUUCAAGAUAUGCAAAUUUUGUGGAGAAAAUAAAUGCUAUCUACCCUCUAAUGUUCUUUCACCUAAGUAGUAUUUAAUUAUAUGAAUUUGUUUUCUUUUAUAUUAUUAAAAAUGCUUCGAUUUUGUCUUUUUAUAUCGAAGAACUGUUUGGAUAUUCUUAUGUUCUCAAGUCUGUAUGUGCCUCUCCUGCCUUGUUUCUGAUCUUUUGCCAGAAUUAGUAAUCCUCUGUGCGUCUUUGUAGUCAAACAGUUUGGGGGGGAUGGGCUUAUUGAAUGUUUGGAAAAUGAGUUUAAAGUGUUUAUUACCCCAACUUUGUACAUUUGUAAACUCUUAAUUACACAUGUGAAUGUUAA
Messenger RNA from Dama dama (fallow deer), 3410 nucleotides. It is a transcript of the gene KLHL5, whose product is annotated as kelch like family member 5. Gene Ontology annotation, molecular function: protein binding. The transcript has 12 exons. Lineage: Eukaryota; Metazoa; Chordata; Mammalia; Artiodactyla; Cervidae. Bases 105 to 2333 code for a protein of 742 amino acids. The record is from RefSeq and is a predicted model, not a curated record.